UUGAACUCACAAGCUGCAUUAUUGCUUAAAGUGUGUCUUCGGUUUUCUCUUGCAAAAUUUCACAAGAAUCUGAUUGCUUAAAAUUUGAUGGCAAUAGCAAUCGAGCUUGAUCAUGUUUGCCAUGAUCAUCCACUAGUACUCAACGAAGAUUUCGAUAGUAGCAGCAUUGCAGCACCAAUUGUGUGCUGUAUAUGUGAUACUCCGAUAAUAGGACUCUCUGCUGCAUACACAUGCUCUCUUCAGCAUUCUCCUUGUUCAUUUUUCCUGCACAAAAGAUGUGCAGAAUCACCCCAACGCGUCAUUCACCAUAUGCAUUCGCAACACCAGCUUGACCUCUGUUAUGAUAAUUUUUACUUUGGAAAGGUUAAGGGGAAAUUUUCUCCUGAAUUUGUCAAAAUCUCUUGUGCAGUUUGUACAGGCCAGAUAAAUAAAAACAGCGCAAAAUGUGUUGUGAUGGAGUCGGUGCUGGAUCACGAGGGACACCAGCACCACUCGCUUCCAUUACUGCGCAGGACAGCGUGUUUCUCCUGUGAUGCUUGUGGGAUUAAAUCUGAAGAAUUUGGUUCUUAUAUAUGUCAUUCUUGUCACUUCUGGAUCCACAGCAGCUGCGCUUUAUACCCUCGCACCAUCAGACUCCGAAUUCAUGAGGACGAUACAUUGCAGCUCAUUUAUUCUAUUCCAGAAAUGUACAGGAGAUUCAUUCGGCAUUGCCCCAUCUGCAGCCAAGGACUCGAGCAAAAGUACUGGGCCUAUUUCUGUGAGGAGUUCGGAUAUUUUGUUCACAUCAAGUGUGCUGCUGCUUUAUUAGCGUCCGGGAAAAACAUGAUUGAAAUUGCAGAUGAUGAUGAGCAAACAUUUUCUAAUCUGAUGCAAUUUCCACUCCCGAGAACAGAGUCAUUGAUGGAGAAUAUAAUAGCAGUGGACCGAUCAGGCAACCUGAGUCCUCAAAGGAACGCAAUAGAAGAUGAAAUUGAUAAUAGCGAGGAGAGUCCACUGAUCAAUCACUGGAGUUAUCCAGAGCAUAAGUUGUUUCUUUUGGAAGAACUUGAAAAUGCUCAUAACAGUGAAGAUGAUGAUGAUGAUGAUAAUGAUGAGGAUGAAGCGAUCCGUUUAGCAGCAGAGAAGAAGAAGAUGAGACAUUAG
Molecule: messenger RNA, 1143 nt
Organism: Daucus carota subsp. sativus
Lineage: Eukaryota; Viridiplantae; Streptophyta; Magnoliopsida; Apiales; Apiaceae
Exons: 2
Coding region: 88-1143 (351 amino acids)
Source: RefSeq, a predicted model, not a curated record